Molecule: messenger RNA, 918 nt
Organism: Penicillium robsamsonii
Lineage: Eukaryota; Fungi; Ascomycota; Eurotiomycetes; Eurotiales; Aspergillaceae
Exons: 2
Coding region: 1-918 (305 amino acids)
Source: RefSeq, a predicted model, not a curated record
AUGUCUAAGGAUCCGUCACAUCCGCCGUACGGAUUCGCAAUACGCAGAAAGAAAACCUGUCUCGGAGGAGAAGGCCUUACCAAAGCAUCGUAUGGUUUCGUCCGAUGCUGCCCCGGUAACUCGGUUUGGAGCAACCAAAACACAGGCAUGUGUUGUCCGAGUGAAAAAAACUGUAAAACCGAAAUCAGUAACCCAGCACAUUGCGCUGAUGAUUCCUGGGAUCUUUACCAAAACGAUGAUGACGGACUUUUCUGUUGUGAUCAGGGUCUAGGCGGGUUCAAUUUGAAUGGUUCGGUUGGGUGUGCGGUGAAAGAUGAUCCUACAUAUUCCGGUGAGGUGGUGUGGCUCCCUCUAGUUUCACAUGCCCCAAACGCAACAUCCAGCAGCUCCUCAAUACCAAGCACCUCCACAACAUUGAGCAGCUCCAUAACCUCGGACGGUUCCCCAACAUCAGGUAGCUCCGCAACAUCAAGUAGCUCCGCAACAUCGAGCGGUUCCACGACAUCGAGCGGUUCCACAACAUCGAGCGGUUCCACAACAUCGAGCAGCUCUGCGGCAUUGAACAGCUCCGCAACAUCAAGCAGCUCCCCGACGUCCAGUAGCUCUUCUAGCUCAAAUACUGGCGCUAUCGCAGGUGGUGUGGUUGGUGGUAUUGCUGGGUUAGCAAUCAUUCUGGCCUUGCUUUGGUAUUUCAUGCGUCGUCGCCGACAGAAGCAACCACAUCAAUAUCCCACACCUGUCACCGAAGCAUCGAUGAGUCAAUACCAAGCUGUCCAGACCUCGCAAAACCCGAGCGAGUUAGGCAGCCCUUCGACCAGGACAAGCGAGUUGGACGGUCAACAUUAUGUGUCAGAGCUACCUGGCUACAAAGAUAAUUCUACUCCUAUCCCCGAGUUGCCGGAAAAUUCAAGGAGUUGA